This is a messenger RNA of Anopheles coluzzii, 643 nucleotides long. RefSeq lists its product as uncharacterized. The coding region runs from base 1 to 339 and encodes 112 amino acids. The transcript is spliced from 2 exons. The record is from RefSeq and is a predicted model, not a curated record. NCBI's taxonomy places the organism in Eukaryota, Metazoa, Arthropoda, Insecta, Diptera, Culicidae.
AUGAACACCCGUCAGCUGUUCGCGAUAGGACUGAUUGUCCUGCUGGCCGUCGCAAGCGUGUGCGAUGCGCGGCGCCGCUUCCCGAACCGGCGGCGAGGCCCGUCGCGCAAAACGCUCAAGCAGCUGUACUACGAGUCGCGGGAAACGAACACGCCCAACUUCGUCCGGCUGGUGCUGAUGCGGCUGAUCUACGGCAUCGCGACCCAGAUGGGCGUGGAGGAGCGGCUGGACAACGUGUUCGGCGGUGCGUUCGUGCCGCCGAACGCCGGCGACGACAGCUCCGACUUUUUCGACGUGCUGAGCGACGAAAGCGGCGAAGACUUUAGCUUCGGCCUGUGAGGUAAAGAACAUACGGCAAAAAAAACACAAACAAAAACGCAACAGUCUAGUGAGCGGGGACUGACCGUCCCACCAACGGAAACCAACGGAACGAUCAAAACCGUACCCGCCAACCCGAUUGCCAAGCUGAGCUCAAGGAUGGCAUCAACAGAAAAACAACAGAGAAGACAAAAAACUGCAAUCCACAUCACAAACGGUAGCAGCGUAAAACACACGCGAACACACUACAAUACAAUAAAUUCAAUUCCGUGUGUGCGGAAGUGCACUGCCUUUGCCGCGGGGGGUUUAGCACAACCCCCCCCCC